Penicillium cinerascens is the source of this 429-nucleotide messenger RNA. RefSeq lists its product as uncharacterized. Gene Ontology annotation, biological process: proteasome regulatory particle assembly. Gene Ontology annotation, molecular function: protein-macromolecule adaptor activity. NCBI's taxonomy places the organism in Eukaryota, Fungi, Ascomycota, Eurotiomycetes, Eurotiales, Aspergillaceae. The record is from RefSeq and is a predicted model, not a curated record. Bases 1 to 429 code for a protein of 142 amino acids. The transcript has a single exon.
AUGUCCUCCGAAAGCCUCCCAAUAAACCCCGCUGCUUUCGCCGAGGCAAUCAAAGAGCUCCCACUAUCAUCUCUACACAGCAAAGUCCUCGAGCUCCGCAACUCGAUCGCACACCUGCACCGAUCCAACGCAGAACUGCGCCUAUUUCUGGCCGAAUCGGAUGAUACAGAAGAAGAGAAGAAGGAGCUGCAGAGUUACGUUACGGAGAAUGAGGGGGUGAUCGUGUCUAUGAGUGUUCGGGUUGAGUUGCUUAAGACUGAGCUUGAACAUCGAGGGCAGCCAUGGAUUGAAGUUGAGGAGAAAGCGGAAGAGAAUGGGGAAGAGACUACUGAGGUGCCGGUGACGAAUGGGUCUGAGGGGGAGAGUCGGGAUUCGAAUGGGAAUGCGGAUGCGAAUGCGGGGCAGGAGGAGGAUGGGGUUUAUUUGUGA